AUGAAUAAGGUCAAGAUAUUAGUGGCAUAUUGGGCACAUUAUAUCAACAACACAGAUCAGUAUCUGAAGUCUCUUCUCUACUCCAAUACCCUAUGCUCUUCCUCAAAGUACAACAAAUGUUCUGGCAAAGUUGAGAUCAAAUACUACAUGGUGCCUGGAUUUAAUUUGACUGGACCUGCUAAUCUGAAUGGAACAAGCACUGGAAAUAUUUAUCCGGGCUUUACUAGAGUCAACCAUGGAAAAUACACAGUUAGCGAUGUGCGAGCCCACAUUGGAACCAGCAAUCUGAUAUGGGAUUAUUUCUAUACGACAGCGGGUGUCAGCUUCGGGACAUACAAUCCUGCCAUUAUUUUGCAACUUCAAGAAAUCUUUGAUGCUGAUUGGAAUUCACCAUAUGCUGUUCCAGUUGAAUCAUUGGAGGAAGCUCGUGCUUAUUCAAGUUGA
Ilex paraguariensis (yerba mate) is the source of this 444-nucleotide messenger RNA. The record is from the annotation of a GenBank genome assembly. NCBI's taxonomy places the organism in Eukaryota, Viridiplantae, Streptophyta, Magnoliopsida, Aquifoliales, Aquifoliaceae.